Messenger RNA from Linum tenue, 2872 nucleotides. Lineage: Eukaryota; Viridiplantae; Streptophyta; Magnoliopsida; Malpighiales; Linaceae. The record is from the annotation of a GenBank genome assembly.
AUGUUGUCGAAUCAGUUGCAGAAUGGAAUGGAGACCGCUAAUCUGUUGUGGUCUCGGAUACCUAACUCGGAGGACGGGGAGCUCGAUGGAGGGACGCUAUUGAGCACCAGCGAUGGCGGAAAUGUUGAAAGUCUUGAUUAUGAAGUAAUUGAGAACUACGAGUAUCGAGAAGAGCAGGCACAAAGAGGGAAGCUUUACGUUGGAUUUAUUGUAGUGGUGAAGUGGUUCUUUGCUUUGCUUAUUGGAAUUGGUACUGGAUUGGCAGCUGUUUUCAUCAAUAUAUCGGUGGAGAACUUUGCCGGCUGGAAGUUCUCGCUGACGUUUGCAAUAAUACAGAAGUCAUAUUUUGCUGGCUUCGUACUUUAUGUACUAAUCAACCUGGCUUUAGUUUUUUCAUCUGUAUAUAUCAUCACCCACUUUGCACCUGCUGCAGCAGGGUCUGGUAUCCCAGAGAUUAAAGGUUAUUUAAAUGGGGUUGACAUCCAUGGUAUUCUACUCUUCAGAACCUUGAUCGGAAAGAUAUUUGGAAGCAUUGGUUCUGUGGGAGGUGGUCUUGCUUUGGGCAAGGAAGGUCCUCUUGUUCAUACCGGUGCUUGCAUAGCUUCAUUGUUUGGACAAGGUGGGACUACAAAAUAUCAUGUAAGUUCCCGAUGGUUACAAUUUUUCCAAAGUGAUCGUGACCGUCGUGAUCUGGUAACCUGUGGGUGUGCAGCUGGAGUAGCUGCUGCUUUUAGAGCUCCAGUUGGUGGCGUAUUGUUCGCAUUGGAAGAGGUUACAUCUUGGUGGAGGAGUCAACUUAUGUGGCGUGUCUUUUUCACUUCUGCUAUUGUGGCAGUUGUUGUACGUACUGCCAUGGGAUGGUGUAAGAGUGGAAAGUGUGGGCACUUUGGCUCAGGGGGCUUCAUUAUAUGGGAUGUUUCAGAUGGUCAAGAAGACUACUCUUUUGAGGAGUUACUUCCGAUGGCAUUUAUUGGAGUGAUUGGUGGUCUGCUUGGUGCCUUAUUCAACCAACUCACUCUAUAUAUAACUUACUGGCGUCGAAACCAUUUACACAAGAAAGGAACCCGAGUUAAGAUAAUCGAAGCAUGCCUGAUCUCAGUCAUAACUUCUGCUGUUUCUUUUGGACUUCCACUCCUGAGAAAGUGUAGCCCGUGCCCAGAAUCUGAUACCGACUCUAGCAUUGAGUGCCCCCGCCCUCCAGGCAUGUAUGGGAAUUAUGUCAGUUUCUUUUGUGGCAAGGAGAAGGAGUAUAAUGACCUUGCAACAAUUUUCUUCAACACUCAGGAUGACGCAAUCAGGAAUCUGUUUAGUGCAAAGACGAUCCAUGAGUUCAGUGCACAAAGUUUAUUGACAUUUCUGGUUAUGUUUUACACGCUAGCAGUGCUCACUUUCGGUACAGCAGUUCCUGCUGGUCAGUUUGUUCCUGGAAUAAUGAUAGGGUCGACAUAUGGACGCCUUGUUGGAAUGUUUGUUGUCAAUUUCUACAAGAAGCUCAACAUUGAGGAAGGAACGUAUGCGUUACUUGGAGCUGCAUCUUUCCUUGGAGGUUCAAUGAGGAUGACAGUCUCUUUAUGUGUCAUUAUGGUUGAGAUCACCAACAACUUGAAACUUCUGCCUCUUAUAAUGCUCGUGCUCCUUAUAUCAAAGGCCGUUGGUGAUGCUUUUAAUGAAGGCCUUUAUGAAGAACAGGCAAGAUUAAAGGGCAUUCCAUUGCUGGAAUCUAAACCAAAAUACCAGAUGAGGACUAUGACCGCAAAGGACGCUUUUGGAAAUCAGAAGGUUGUUUCCCUUCCUCGUGUUGCUAAGGUUGCAGAUAUAGUUUCCAUCUUGCGUAGCAGUAAGCACAAUGGAUUUCCUGUAAUUGAUCAUAAAAGGAAUGGAGAGACGCUUGUAGUUGGGCUUAUGCUUCGCAGUCAUUUACUAGUACUUCUUCAGUCUAAGGUAGAUUUCCAGCACAGUCCUUUGCCGUUUGAUUCUCUAAGUGGAUCAAGACCAAUCAGUCACAAUUUCACCGAGUUUGUGAAACCUGUUUCAAGCAAAGGAAUUUCAAUAGAGGAUAUUCAUUUGAGUUCGGAUGACUCGGAAAUGUACAUAGAUCUUGCACCCUUUCUGAACCCCUCUCCAUAUGUCGUCCCAGAAGAUAUGUCUUUAACAAAAGUAUAUAAUCUCUUUCGUCAACUAGGAUUACGGCAUUUGUUCGUUGCCCCUCGGCCUUCUCGCAUUGUUGGGCUAAUUACAAGAAAGGAUUUGUUGAUUGAGGAUGGCGAGGACACAGCCAAUGUGGAGCUCCAAUCAACUAGUGUAAGACUCCAUCGUCAUGACCCGAGAGGACCAGGCACAUCUGUUAGGAGUCUGGACGUGGAGCGACCACUUUUAAACGGUCUUCUGGCUCAAGAUCGCCCGUCAAAUUGAAGUAGUCACCCUCUCAAUCCUCACAAGAUUAUGAUUGACAUUCUUUUCCUCUCCCACUCGGCUUUCUAUUCGUAUUUUCUGGUUUAAUUGGGUGGCAACUACUUGUUUUUCUUGAGCUCUUGCGUCCCCUGCUUAUAAAUGUGUGUUAGGUUAUACAAGGGGAUCCUUGGUCCAUUGUUGCCCCAUAGAUCAGGCUAAGGUCAAAAUGAUCCCCGUUGAGACAUGAACCACACCCGGCAGUUUAGAUACUGUUGUACUGUAUCCAGUGGUUUGAAGCAAAAAGUUAACAGAAAAUUUCAAUCGGAUGAGAUACCAUAGUUUGCUGCAUCGUUCAUGGGUUUUAGUCAAAUCAAUGUUUCAGGAAGGAGUUUGUGUGAUUAUACUCCCUAGGUGACGUCCAUUCACUGGCCAUUGCAAUUGGCAAAUGGCAAUUGAACAAAUGAAAUACUGUGUUAGUGCU